Messenger RNA from Rotaria sp. Silwood2, 963 nucleotides. The record is from the annotation of a GenBank genome assembly. Lineage: Eukaryota; Metazoa; Rotifera; Eurotatoria; Philodinida; Philodinidae.
AUGAAUACAAGUAUUGCUCGAACCAUUAAUCAAACACCAUUUGAAGUUGUUUUUGGGCAACAGCCAAGGAUGGACGAUCAUGUUUGGAAAUGCAUAAAAUCUCAUUUGAAAGACAGACAACAUGACGAACCAAACCAUAACAUACUUGAAGAAGAUUUACCAGCUGAUAUAUUCGACAUGAUAAAACAAGUAGAUGAUAUUGAAGGUCCACCAAUUGAUACUAUUGAAGGUCCACCAGUUGAUGCUAUUGAAGGUCCACCAGCUGAUCGACAAACCAUCAAUUCGAAUGAAGAACCUAUUUGUACCAAUGUAACAGCGGCAGUCAAUACAAAUGAUCAACAAACACAAAGAGAAGAAGAAAAAGAUUCAGGUUUCACCAUCGAUCAUGAAGAACUUAUUGAUGCAACCACAUUCAUAGUCAAUGUUGUUGAAUCAAAACCUGAAUCAAUUGCUGUCAAUCGUCACAGACGAAUUCGUGAAAAUGCUGAAGAAUGUUAUUUAAACAAUGCUCAUUCACAACUUACCAAAUAUAACACUAAGUCAUCUAAACGCCAACGAGUCUAUCAACUUGGUGAUAUUGUGGGAUUGAAAGUAUCUGAUGUCGAUCGCACCAAUACUUCUUCAACGAUACUUCCAUGUAAAAUAGUUGAUUUAAAAGAUUAUGAUGGCGAAAUUUUGUACAAUGUUGCAACCAUCAACGGUAUUAUAGAACAAAGUUUUCAAUCAACAGCUUUUCUUGAUCUUACAACAUCCAAUUUUAUGGCAUUAAGAAAUCUCAAUACGGAUUCAUUAUCAUCUAUUACCUUCAUACACGCAUGUCAACUUUACACUAAUUUCAAAUCUGCUGGUACAUGUAAAUGUAAUGGUGAUUGUAGUACAAACCGAUGCCAAUGCAAGAAAAAAAAUCAAAAAUGUUGUUCUAAAUGUCAUGCUGGUACUGAUUCAAAAUGUACCAACUGCUAG